Messenger RNA from Mesorhabditis spiculigera, 357 nucleotides. Lineage: Eukaryota; Metazoa; Nematoda; Chromadorea; Rhabditida; Rhabditidae. The record is from the annotation of a GenBank genome assembly.
AUGGAAAAGGUCCAAUUGAUGGGAUAUUUUCGACUUAAAAUGUUAAAAAACGGCUUAAUCGAUCCAGAAGAAUUUAAGGAGAUGACGAAUGGGCAGAUUGCACUCUGGUCUCGCCUGCUUUGCAUCCACCGGCCGGAUUCGAGGCAAUGGAGAAGUUCGAUGGAUCUAUGCGUUUGGAAGAUGAAGCCUCCGGCCGGCUUCGAUGCGGUUGAAAAAUCCAUUUGUAUUUCGUUCAUCACGGCAGGGGUUAAGAUCGUCUUGGAGACUGAGAGGUUUUGUACCCAGGCGAAAAUCCUGCAAAAUGCCGUGGAGAACACCGCACGCAAGAUUAGCGGAACGGCGCCGGGCCAAGGAGCA